AAUGCGUAGAGGUAAAAAAUGAGACUUGAAGUUGAACAAGUUUGGGGCUAAUUUAUAAUAACUCAAGUGUUUUAUUUAAUUUAUAGAACAACAAAACAAAACUGGAGCCUGUGAGAUUUCUGAAACAAUUGAUCAUCUUCAUCAGCAAUGGGAAACUGUCUAAAGUCUCUGAAAGAACAACAACCUCCUCCUUCAAUUUCUCCCAAGCCUCUCAUCAAUCCUCUAACUUCUGUGGUGGAGUCAGAAAAGGAGAAUUUGAGAGAGUUAAGCUUUGCGAAAUUGAGCAAGGCAACAAAGAAAUUCAGACAAUACAAGAUCAUAAAAGGUAAUGAUAAUGGCUGCUGUAUUCGAACAUUCUACCAAGGCUACAUCAAUGAGACAACCUUUGCUCCAUCAAAAACUGGAAUCGCUGUUUCUGUCAUGGAAUGUUAUCAAGAUAGUUCGCAGACUCUACAAGACUGGAAGAAAGAAGUGAAGUCUCUUGGACGUAUUUCUCAUCCCAAUUUAGUCAAACUUUUAGGUUAUUGUUGUCAAGAUAACAAAUCAUUCUUAGUUUUCGAAUACUUGCACAGAGGAAGUUUGGACAAUCACAUAUUCGGAAAAGAAGGAGAAGCAUUGCCGUGGGAAAUACGCGUUAAGAUAGCCAUUGGAGCAGCUCAAAGUAUUGCAUUUCUACAUUCGGUCAAGAACAGCUCACUAUAUAGAGAACUCAGAAUGUAUAACAUUUUGCUUGACGAGCACUACAACACAAAAUUGUUCUAUCUUGGAUCAAAGAGGGUAGGUUUGUUAGAAGGAACUGCAUUCAUAGGAAGAACUGUGUAUAUAGCUCCUGAAUAUAUAAUAUCAGGUCAUUUGGGAACAAAGACUGAUGUGUAUACAUUUGGUGUGAUCUUGUUUGAGCUUUUAACUGGUUUGAAAGCUUCAUACUGUAAACAUAAUGAGAACAUGCAAAGCUUACAUGUCUGGACUAAACCUUUCUUGUCUGAUCAAUGUAAAAUCCGGGAAAUCAUCGAUCCUCGACUUGGGAACAGUUAUCCUAUGAAUGCAGCGACACAGAUGGGAAAACUCAUCAAAAGAUGCAUCAAGAUGGACACUAGCAAACGACCAUCUAUGCAACAAGUCUUGGAUAGGUUGAAUGAUAUAGCAGAGAUCAAAGAUUAAUAAUGCGUAGAGGUAAUGAGAUUUGAAGUUGGACAAGUUUGGACCUACUUUGUAAUCAUUCAGUGGUUUAUUUAUGGAUUAAUCUGAUUGUGUAUCUGAAUUUUUAUAGGAAAUUUGAAAUUUUUAGACAACUAAA
This is a messenger RNA of Camelina sativa (false flax), 1297 nucleotides long. The record is from RefSeq and is a predicted model, not a curated record. NCBI's taxonomy places the organism in Eukaryota, Viridiplantae, Streptophyta, Magnoliopsida, Brassicales, Brassicaceae.